This is a messenger RNA of Drosophila bipectinata, 1930 nucleotides long. The record is from RefSeq and is a predicted model, not a curated record. NCBI's taxonomy places the organism in Eukaryota, Metazoa, Arthropoda, Insecta, Diptera, Drosophilidae.
AUUUAGCAUAUCAGCUAGUCAGUCAGCUAGUCUACUGUUUCUAUGAAUAAAUUGGAGUUGACUGUUCUUUUUUACAAGUUUCUCAGUUUUUUGUUUUUGUUUGGUGUGUGUGUCUCCCCAUUCCCCCCAGAUACCGCUCACCAGUGAGUGGGGAGAGCUAGACGAUCGGCCAUAAAUAUGGCUGCUCACCAACUGAGCCGCUUAGUUCGCCGCACCUGUCAUGCCGCUGCGAACACAAAUCCGCACCUUUUACGCACCCUCAGCAGUACAGUAAUCCCUCGCCGCAUGGAAGACAUACGGUAUACAGCACAGCAGGAGUUCUCCUCCUCCAGCCUGGCGGAUCUGGUGCUCUAUCAUCAAAAAACUCCUUUGAAAUUCAAAAGUAAUGGAUGUGAAAAUGGUUCUAACCAUGACCAUGUCUACAAUAAUGAUGUUAACGAAGGAUUUGAGAUUGCUAUUCAAAAACUAAACUCUCUGCAGUCCAACGAUGCUGCCCUCCGGAAUUCCAUUAAAAAUCCCAAAGUGGAUACCGUUGUGGAUACAAUCAAGUAUCUGGAGAGGAGCGGCCUGCCCCUGGAGACCCUGGAGCAGCUGUCCUUCAUCCAUGUGGCUGGUACCAAGGGCAAGGGUUCUACUUGCGCUUUGACCGAGUCUUUGCUGCGCCACCAUGGCUUCCGUACUGGACUCUACACCUCACCCCACAUCCUGUCCACCAACGAACGCAUCCGUAUCGAUGGCCAGCCACUGGCCAAGGCAAAGUUCACGGAACACUUCUGGAAGGUCUACAACCUGCUGUGGGAGCGGCGAGAGCAUGAGCACGACAUGCCAGCCUAUUUCAAGUUCCUGACCAUACUGGGCUUUCAUGUCUUUGUGGCGGAGAAUGUGGACGUGGCCGUGCUGGAGGUGGGCAUUGGCGGAGACCGAGACUGCACGAAUAUUUUACGAAAUGUACAAACUGUGGGCAUCACAUCAUUGGGGCUGGAGCACACGGAACUCCUGGGACGGACACUGGGAGAGAUUGCCUGGCAGAAGGCGGGCAUCAUCAAGCCAGGAUCACAUGUCUUCACGCAUGCCGCGCAGGAGGAGUGCCUCCGGGUGAUACGGCAGCGGGUUGAGGAGAAGGGAGCCACUCUGUUCUGUGAGGUUCCCGCCACCGAGGACUACUUCCAGGGGGAUGAGAAGUAUUCCAGACACUGGCCGACCUUCAAUCAUGUCAUUAGACUGAACGGAUCUCUGGCCAUACAGUUGGCGAUGGAUUGGAUGUCCCGACAGACGAAGAAACCCCUCCCGCCGACGCCCUGGUCGCCCAACGAGCUCGUCAUCAAUGAUCAGAUCCUGGAGGGACUUGCCCACAGCCACUGGCCGGGCAGGUGCCAGCUGGUGGACUGGCGGGGAAUCAGACUGCAUCUGGACGGCGCCCACACCGUCGAGAGCAUAGCCGUGUGCAUGGAUUGGUUCACCAAGAGCAUCAAGGGAAGAAGUAACCCCAAGAUCUUGAUCUUCAAUCGUACGGGAGAGUCGGGUGUGGGGCCACUGCUGGAGGUGGUGAACAGCAGCUGCGCCUUCGACAUGGUCUGUUUUGUGCCCAAUCUGUCCACCACCACGCCCAAUGCUCCCAGCCAGGUGAUGGUCCGAUUCACGCCCGACAUGCAACUGAAACGGGCCAAGGGAAUUGGCCAGGAGUGGCGGGAAAUAUGCCAUCGUCUUGGCCAGGAGGAUCGGAGUCAGGUGUACGGCACUGUCUGUGAGGUCUUCACCGCCAUCCGGGCGAGAUAUCCUCUGGACAACGGAGACAAUGGAGAGAUAGAUGUUCUGGUAACUGGCUCCAUCCACCUCCUGGGAGCGGCGAUAUCGGCCUUGGAUCUGAUCGAUCAGGGCAAGAACUAAACAGGUAUAUGUCGUAUUCCUUCCAUCAUAACCAUCACCUCCU